GCCCGAGUCGAAUAUAAAACUGAAGAGAUCGAGGAAAAUGCAUCUCACACUCGAUCUGAGUUCUUGCAGAGCAGACACAAGCAGCUCCUAGCAGCAGUAGCAGCAGCAACCACAUAACCGCACACGCUCACACAUCCUUCACAAUGUUCGCCCAGACAUCGUUCGUUCUUGGCCUCGUCCUGUCAGUCGCAGUGGCCAUUCCCAUCGAUCCCUAUGGCUCCUCCAUCUCGUACGGAGCUCCGUCCCUGUCGUAUGCCGCUCCUGCCAUCUCGUAUGCUGCACCCAAACUGCUGGCCGCCCCAGCCAUCUCGUAUGCGGCUCCAGCCAUCUCGUAUGCCGCGCCCAAGCUGCUGGCUGCUCCCGUGGCCGUGGCCAAGGUGGCUGUGGCCGAGCCCUACGAUCCCAAUCCGCAGUACAGCUUCUCGUACGGCGUGACAGAUCACAAGACCGGCGACUCCAAGCAGCAGGAGGAGACGCUCGUCAAUGGUGUGGUCCAUGGCAGCUACUCCCUGGCCGAGCCCGAUGGCACCAUUCGCAAGGUCACCUACACCGCCGACAAGGUUAACGGCUUCAAUGCGGUCGUCGAGAAGAAGGGCGUGGCGAUUGCCAAGCCCGUGGUGGCCGUUGCCGCCGUACCGACCCUCACCAAGAUUGGAUACGCCUCUGGUCCCGGCCUCAGCCUGGGCGGACACUACUAGGAGCGGGAGCACCAAAUGUAGCACCUUGCCAAGGAGCAUGACGAACUCUCUGCCACCCUCUGGGCCCAGGACCUGUUGUUAAGUAGUUCUAAUACACCAAUUAGCCCCCCCCCACUAUCUUUUCCACUAUCUAAACUCCCUGUCUACCGCUCUAACGGGCAAAAGAAACCCCCAAGAACGUGCGUGCUGUUGACCCACUUCCCGGUCCCGAUUCCGAUUCCGAUUCUGAAGCUGCUGAUCACUGAUCACCCUACUGAUCGUUGAUCACUCGACACCACAGACUACAUAAAUGUACAUAUAGGGGAUACCCUUUCUGGGAAUCUGGGGAACCGGCUAUUCGCCAAUUAAUUAUUGAACUAGUUUCUGCAUUUA
Drosophila guanche is the source of this 1070-nucleotide messenger RNA. RefSeq names its product larval cuticle protein A2B (gene Cpr64Ac). The record is from RefSeq and is a predicted model, not a curated record. NCBI's taxonomy places the organism in Eukaryota, Metazoa, Arthropoda, Insecta, Diptera, Drosophilidae. The transcript has 2 exons. Bases 144 to 698 code for a protein of 184 amino acids. Gene Ontology annotation, cellular component: extracellular matrix.